GCGGCGUCUAACCUAAAAUUAGGCGCGCAGUGUUGUUUUUUGUCGGCCGAAUUUAUUGCAAAUUGUAGACAAUUUCGCAAGGCGGCGCAAUAUAUUGUUGAUUUGUUAAGUUAUUUGUGCAGUAGAACCGCAGAAUGACGGAAUCGCUGGAGUACAAUGACAUAAACGCCGAAGUGCGCGGUGUCUUGUCUUCCGGACGCUUGAAGCUGACCGACCAGAACAUCAUCUUCAAGAACACCAAGACCGGCAAGGUGGAGCAGAUCUCGGCGGACGACAUAGACCUCAUCAACUCGCAGAAGUUUGUGGGCACCUGGGGACUGAGGGUGUUCACCAAGAGCGGGCUGCUGCACCGCUUCUCGGGUUUCCGCGACAGCGAGAACGAGAAGCUGGGCAAGUUCAUCAAGGAGGCCUACUCGCAGGACAUGGUCGAGAAGGAGAUGUGCGUGAAGGGCUGGAACUGGGGCACCGCCCGCUUCAUGGGCUCCGUGCUGAGCUUCGACAAGGAUUCGAAGACCAUCUUCGAGGUGCCGCUGUCUCACGUUUCGCAGUGUGUCACCGGCAAGAACGAGGUCACCUUGGAGUUCCAUCAGAACGACGACGCGCCCGUCGGCCUGCUCGAGAUGCGCUUUCACAUUCCGGCCGUGGAGUCGGCCGAGGAGGAUCCGGUGGACAAGUUCCAUCAGAACGUGAUGAGCAAGGCCUCGGUCAUCUCGGCUUCGGGCGAGUCCAUUGCCAUAUUCAGGGAGAUCCAGAUCCUCACGCCUCGCGGUCGCUACGACAUCAAGAUCUUCUCCACCUUCUUUCAGCUGCACGGCAAGACGUUCGACUACAAAAUACCCAUGGACUCGGUGCUGCGGCUCUUCAUGCUGCCGCACAAGGACAGCCGGCAGAUGUUCUUCGUGCUCUCCCUGGAUCCGCCCAUCAAGCAGGGCCAGACGCGCUACCACUACCUGGUCCUGCUGUUCGCCCCCGACGAGGAGACCACCAUCGAGCUGCCCUUCUCGGAGGCCGAGCUGCGCGACAAGUACGAGGGCAAGCUGGAGAAGGAGAUCUCGGGGCCCGUCUACGAGGUCAUGGGCAAGGUGAUGAAGGUGCUCAUCGGGCGGAAGAUCACAGGGCCCGGCAACUUCAUCGGGCACUCCGGCACGGCGGCCGUGGGCUGCUCCUUCAAGGCCGCCGCCGGAUACCUGUAUCCGCUGGAGCGGGGAUUCAUCUAUAUCCACAAGCCACCACUGCAUAUCCGCUUCGAGGAGAUCAGUUCGGUGAACUUUGCCCGCAGCGGCGGCUCCACGCGCUCGUUCGACUUCGAGGUGACGCUCAAGAACGGCACCGUCCACAUUUUCUCCUCCAUCGAGAAGGAGGAGUACGCCAAGCUCUUCGACUUCAUCACGCAGAAGAAGUUGCAUGUCAGCAACAUGGGCAAGGACAAGAGCGGCUACAAGGACGUUGACUUCGGCGACUCGGACAACGAGAACGAGCCGGAUGCCUAUUUGGCCCGCCUCAAGGCAGAGGCCCGCGAAAAGGAGGAGGACGACGACGAUGGCGACGAUUCGGACGAGGAGUCCACCGAUGAGGACUUCAAGCCCAACGAGAACGAGUCCGAUGUGGCCGAGGAGUACGACAGCAAUGUUGAGAGCGAUUCGGACGACGACAGCGAUGCCAGUGGAGGCGGAGAUGGCGACAGCGAUGGCGCCAAAAAGAAGAAGGAGAAGAAGGCCGAGAAAAAGGAGAAAAAGGAGAGAAAGCACAAGGAGAAGGAGCGAACAAAAAAAGCCAGCAAGAAGAACAAAGACACCGGCAAACCCAAACGGGCCACCACUGCCUUCAUGCUCUGGCUGAACGACACGCGCGAGAGCAUCAAGAAGGAUAAUCCGGGCAUUAAGGUCACCGAGAUCGCCAAGAAGGGCGGCGAGAUGUGGAAGGAGCUGAAGGACAAGUCCAAGUGGGAGGAGGCGGCGGCCAAGGACAAGCAGCGCUACCAAGACGAGAUGCGCAACUACAAGCCGGGAGCCGGCGAUGGCAGCGACAACGAGAAGGCUGCCAAGACGGCCAAGAAACGCAAAUCGGAGCCAUCGCCGACCAAGAAGGCAAACACCUCCGGCAGCGGCUUCAAGAGCAAGGAGUACAUUUCCGACGAUGAUUCCACCAGCUCCGACGACGAGAAGGGCAAAUCCAAGGGCAAAGAGCCCGCCGGCAAGAAAACUAAACCAGGAUCCGAUGGCGAUGACAAAAAGAAGAAGGCCAAGAGUGAAAGCGAAGCGGAGGAGAGCGAGGAGGCUAGCAAUGCUAGCGAUGAGAAUGAUGAUGAUGAGGAGGACGAGGAAGUGGAGGCCAGUGAUUAGGGCCAAAAAACACAACGCAACACAACGUAAUUCCAUUAACACACGCCUCACACACCCAUACCCCAAAUCUAGUUUACAUAUGCCUAGUUUUAGUUACGUGCUGCCUGUUGGAUACAGACCCAUAAGAGUUUAUUUUCCAAUCAAAACCCAGCAACAAAUUAAAAAGAAUUGAUAAUUGCCCAUAA
This is a messenger RNA of Drosophila elegans, 2527 nucleotides long. RefSeq names its product FACT complex subunit Ssrp1 (gene Ssrp). The transcript is spliced from 3 exons. Gene Ontology annotation, molecular function: DNA binding; histone binding; nucleosome binding. Gene Ontology annotation, cellular component: FACT complex; nucleus. The coding region runs from base 135 to 2342 and encodes 735 amino acids. The record is from RefSeq and is a predicted model, not a curated record. NCBI's taxonomy places the organism in Eukaryota, Metazoa, Arthropoda, Insecta, Diptera, Drosophilidae.